Teleopsis dalmanni is the source of this 450-nucleotide messenger RNA. RefSeq lists its product as uncharacterized. The record is from RefSeq and is a predicted model, not a curated record. The transcript is spliced from 5 exons. Bases 1 to 450 code for a protein of 149 amino acids. Lineage: Eukaryota; Metazoa; Arthropoda; Insecta; Diptera; Diopsidae.
AUGUAUUUAGUAGGAUUUUCACUAAAAAGAGUUUUUUCUUAUAUUGAAUUUACUAAUAUUGUAUGUAAUAGCCUCGAUAAAGAUUAUGUCAAUUUCGAUUAUUGCUACUUGAAAUCGGUGAAUCGUUCUUACAAGUAUUUAUCGAUAAAAGCGAAACUCUUAAAACCAGUCACAAAUUUAAAGAUUCGUUAUGCUUUUUUAAAAAGAGAAAAUGGCUAUAAACCAUUUCUAUACAAUAUAACAUUCGAUGGUUGUACCUUUGUGAAAUCGAACAACAAUCCAGUAACGAAAUUCAUCUUUGACUCUUUUAAGGAAUACACAAACAUUAACCAUUCCUGUCCAUUUUAUGAUGAUUUCACCCUGGAAAAACUUGAUACAAAAACCUUAGCUGAUAAUUUAUCACGAUUGCCAGUUCCAGCUGGACAAUAUGGAUCUUUAGCAACAUGUUAG